CCGCUGUCCUGGAUCCCACGCCCUAUUGUUGAUAUCCUUUGUUGACCACAAUCUCCUAUAACGUCCAUGAUGUCUAUUCGCCCCUCGAUGCCUUCUGGGCUCAAUCCGCAUCUAAAGGCGACAGUUGAUUCUGGCAACUUGCCACUCGUAAAGUACCAAAUAUUGAAUUGUCAAGGGCAAGACAUUCUCGUAGGUCGAAUGAAGAUAGAAACAUCGACACCGUCAGGGCACGCUUUCAUCCUUCGGCGAUAUGACACAGGCGCGAUUAGUUUGACCACCAUGUUUCGUGCUGCGUUCCCAACGGCUUCUGAGCAGGAAGAAAAAGAAGAGAUAGCGUGGGUUAAGGAUAACUUCGACCUCACAGGGAACAAUGGAUCAUCCCGGGACACGACAAUCACACGUCUAGCGGGUACUUGGGUUUCACCAGAUUUGGCUAUGUCUCUCGCAGAGUCCUACUCAUUAGGUGGACUCAUUAACGUUGUUGUCAAUGCUAGGCCGGAUCCUGGUGCCAACUACCGGCGAUCUGGCAAAGGCGCUGCCACUAAUACCUCCACCGUUCCUCGGGCCACUCCCGCCUCCCCCGCGGAAGCAUCAUCCAUUCGACUUUCUUCUAAGGCCCCUCCAUCUCCCGCUCCCGCCCCUAAUCCAGCAAAGCGCCGGAAAGAGUCAUCACCUCUUCCGGCCAAAUCCCAGGAGAAAGCGCCCACCCUCAGACGAUCUGCUCGCACUAAGAGUCCUGCACCCCAAGUCUCAGCUGUCCCGUCCAAGUCUCCUACAACGAAGACUCCUAGAAAGAGCACUCGACGAGAACUCGUUGAUACCCCGGGUGGAUCGGAACAGACUGUCGUGGACGAAGAGGGAGAUGCAGUUGAAGAUGUGAUGGGAUCUGAGCUUCAUCAACAGGAUGUUGCUGAGCAGAAGGCUUUGAUCGAAGGACUGAAGGCGCAACGGGAUGCGCUCAAGACGGAGACUGAAAACGAUAUGGAUGUUGAUGUCAAACCCAAGGGCAAGAGAGGUCGGGAGGAGGAGGAGACAUUGAAAUUCGAACCAAAAGAGCAAGAGACCGAGCCUCGGGUCUUCGCUACUAAUACUAGGGUCAGUCGAUGGAAGAUGGAACCCCAGACCAAAUCGAUGGCUUGGGGGGUAGCGGCAUUUUUGUUUGGCGCUGGUGCUGUAACGUUAUUGCCCAGUCUUUUUUGAUGAUUUAUGUUCGUCGUUUUGUUUCCUUCCUUCUGGUAUUCCUCAGGUUCAUAGUGUAUCGUUUACAUUGAUAUAUACACCCCGCAAUACCGCGGGUCCAUUUCCUUCUGGUUUAUU
Molecule: messenger RNA, 1317 nt
Organism: Guyanagaster necrorhizus
Lineage: Eukaryota; Fungi; Basidiomycota; Agaricomycetes; Agaricales; Physalacriaceae
Exons: 5
Coding region: 67-1200 (377 amino acids)
Biological process (GO): meiotic attachment of telomere to nuclear envelope; mitotic telomere tethering at nuclear periphery
Cellular component (GO): nuclear membrane complex Bqt3-Bqt4
Molecular function (GO): DNA binding
Source: RefSeq, a predicted model, not a curated record